This is a messenger RNA of Triticum dicoccoides, 321 nucleotides long. RefSeq names its product protein yippee-like At4g27745. The coding region runs from base 1 to 321 and encodes 106 amino acids. The transcript is spliced from 2 exons. NCBI's taxonomy places the organism in Eukaryota, Viridiplantae, Streptophyta, Magnoliopsida, Poales, Poaceae. The record is from RefSeq and is a predicted model, not a curated record.
AUGGCAGAACUGGUUGGGCCGCGGGUGUACAGUUGCCGCCAUUGCCGGAACCACGUCUGCCUCCAUGAUGAUACUAUCUCCAAGGCCUUCCAGGGGAGGAAUGGCCGCGCGUUUCUCUCCUACCACGUCAUGAACGUCACCACAGGGGCCAAGGAGGACAGGCAGCUCAUGACGGGGCUCCACAUGGUCGCCGACAUCCAUUGCCGUGAUUGCCGCGAGGUGCUCGGGUGGAAGUAUGAGAGAGCCUACGAGGAGUCCCAGAAGUACAAGGAAGGCAGGUUCAUAUUUGAACAGGCCAAGAUCAUGCAGGAAAAUUGGUAG